UUUUAACGUAUAACUUUCAGUUAGGAAACUUUCGGAAAUUUUGUCGUUUGGCUCGGACGUGUAGCGCGCGCGUUCGUCUCUCAGUGUCAGUGUGUGUGCGAAGAAAAUGUAAAAAAGAUCGCACGUGCGAAAAAGAGAGGAAAGAAAAUAAAGUAAAACAACAAAGGCGCCGCAUGCAAAACAAAUAUUUAAUAACGAGAAAUGCAAAAAUAAGAUGCAACAAAUGCAAAGCGAGAGAAAAGCAAAAGGUUUAUAAAUAGUGCACAAAAACAAAGCGGCUACGGAAAUUUCGGCGGCACAAUAAGAAUUUGUCGCGUCGCCCGCCGUCUGGGGUCACCGCCGCAUCACCAUCCCCCCACCCAAUCCGUGCGUUUGCGUUUUCGUGCGUGUUUGUGGUGUGUGUGUGUGUGUGUGUGUGUCCGCCGACUGUGCUCGUGUGUGUGUCCGUGUGUGCAAAAGUAUGAAAAUUUAAUAAUUAAGAAAUUGCGCCGAAAAUUUAAUUUACCGCAAAAUAUCCAAAUAAUAAGAGAAAAUACCCAGAGGGGUAGAAAUAUUUUCCCUCCCAAAAAAAAAGCGGACAUACGUUUAUUCCCGCCUUUCGAUAUGCUGCGGCAAAAUUAUGAAUGCAAAAAAGCUGCAACAAAGUGAAGUAAAUCCCAAACCCAAUCAACAAAUGUGCCAAAUUGUUAGCAAAUAUUAAAGUUUAAAGAGAGAGUGCACGAAAAUGUGGUCCCACUGAGGCCGCCCCUGAAGAGAUCACCCCCUUUAAGGAUACAGAACAUGACCGAAUACGUGACGCCAAAUAUCAGCAGCGUGCUGAAGAAAUACCAGACGAGUGCCACAAAGAGUCUCCAAGGACCCGGCCAUGCCCUUGCCGUGUCAGCAGCCGCGGCGGUAGCAGCAGCAGGGGUCGGCGGCUGUCCUUCACUGGAGGUGGCGUCCACCAACGGUGGAGUUGGAAACCGCAGCGAGAGUCCAAGUUGCGGGGGCAAGGUGCAGCAGCCGUCUUCGCCCGGAAUUCCACUCAUCAAGAAGGAGAUUCUCAGCUCCCCGGAGCCGCACGAGCUGCAGCACCACCAUCGGGAGGCAGCAUCGCCACAGAUUUAUGCCACGCCUGCCACACCCCCGAGGGAGCUCUCGCAACCGAUCCUCUCUGUGGCAGAUGCCGGCUGUGGGGAGCUGUACGAGACGCGGCUGGAGGGCAAGACCAUUGGAUGUUUCUCGGUGGGCGGAGAAAUGCGGCUGUGCCUGCCGCAGUUCCUCAACAAUGUGCUGAACGACUUCUCGCUGGAGCAGAUCAAUCGGAUCUUCGACGAACUGGGUAUCUACUGCUCCCAGUGCACCCCCGACCAGCUCGUGGAGUUCAAGGCCGCCAAGAUUCUGCCCUCCGAUGUGAAGGCCAGCGGAUUGAUUACCCGCACCGAUGCGGAGCGCCUCUGUGCCGCAUUGUUGCACCGCUCCGAUCGCAACAGCUACAUCCCUAUCGAGAGCCUGGCCAAGGGCGCCCUCAGCUUCCACGUGUACCACAAAUGUUUUGGCAAGUGCGAGGGGAUCUGCACUCCGGAGAUGUACUCCUACCAGAAACCCACAUGCAUCAAAUGCCUCGAGUGCGAUGGGUGGUUUUCGCCCCAGAAGUUUGUGGGGCAUGUGCAUCGGAAGUUCGAGAAUCAGACCUGCCACUGGGGCUUCGAUUCCCGCAACUGGCACGACUACCUACACGUGGCGCUCGAUGUGGAAAAUCGCGAAAAGUACCAGAUAAUCCUCGAUCAGCUGAAAGAAGUGGAGCUCAAGGAAAUGCACAAGGCGCAGCUCGAAAUGGAUCACAAGAAACGAAAGGCGGAAAUGCUCAUGGAUGAUGCGUCGCUGCUGGUGCCGCUUGGCUUGGUGGGUGCACCGGUUGUGGUGCCCCUAGUGGCUGCCCAUCUUCAGGUGUCCCACAAGGCUAAUCCACAGUUGGACAUUCCAGGAAAGAAGGUUCUGAAGGGUGCUGGUGCGGGUGGAGCACCCGCCUUGGAUGCGUACCACUACCAAAUCAUGUACGCUCACUGCGUGCAGCAACAACAGCAGCGGGAACGAGAGCAACAGCAUCACCAGCAGCAGCACCCACACCAGCAUCCACGGGGGGCAGUGCUAGUAGGGCAGCCACAGCCACCUCCGCAGCAUCCACAUCCGCAUCAGCCACCACAUCCCCACCAGCCGAUGAGCUCCUCGUCGGCGUUCCGCCCGUGGGGACCCACCACCACGAAGGCCUUCCUGCACGCCUACAAUGCGACCCUCUCCUCUCUGCCGUACGCCUGCCAGGAGCCGCCGGAGCUGCAGAAUCCCGAGCGCGUUGUCCGGAGCACGGACAAGCGGUACGCGGAGCGGACAUACCAGCCGAAUGUGGCGCUGGCGCCACGCAAGAGCAUACUCUCCAAGGAGCGGGACAAGGACAGGGACAGGGAGAGGGAGCGCGAGAAAUUGGAGCGUGAAAUGGAACGCCAGAGGGUGCGAGAGAAGGAGCUGCAUCUUCACAUCAAGCAGGAGAGAGACGACAACACACCAACGCCCACGCCCACUACGCCGCCGGCAGGAGAAGCUGUGGAUGUAGUGGAGCCACCGCCCAGCUCCUCCAGCUGCAGCAACUCCCCCAAGCCCCUGCCCGCAGUCGCAGCAGCAUCAGCAGCACCACAACCAGCCACCAGACAUGUGCCCUUGCCACGCAGUCCGGAGGAGUUCUCCGCCGGCAGCAAUGAGAUAACCUCAUCCACAUCGCCCGUGCCACUGAAGCAGCCACAGCAGCAUCCACAGUUACAUCCCCAGCAGCAGCAUAAUUCGCACCCGCACGCGCAGCAGCAGCAGCACAUCAUUGCCACCGUCAAUCAGCAUGCGAAACUGUUGCCCAGCUCCAGUUCCAUUUCCAUCUCGAAUGGAACCUCCACCAACAGCAACGGAAGUCACAACGAACCAAGUCGAAUCAGGAUCAACAAGAACCUGAUGAGUCAGCCAGCGGAGCCGCCACCACCUCUACCAUCGAUGCUACAUCACAAUCUCCAUCACAACCACCACUAUCCUACCCUGGGACACCACAUGGGUGAGGCACAGGCACAGUCCUACUACAAGGGUGGUGUAAUUGGUGGAACCUCCCCCACGCAGUCUUCCAGUGCGGGCCUCAACCUAAGCACCCACUCCUCGAAUGUGGUAAGCUCUCCGCAUCAGCAGACAACCAAGCAGCAGCAGCAACACCAGCAGGCGUUGCAACAUUCGAUGCAGCAGCAGCAGCAACAGGCAGGAGGAGUAGCAGUCCAUCUGCAGAAUGGUAAACCCCAUUUGGGCAGUGAAUUCGAGCUGUCCACAGACACGGACGAUGACAGUUUGAAUGGAGAGCCGGAUAGCAGUGCAAUGCUUCCGCCCUGGGAGCAGGCCGUGGAGUAUCUCCGAGAGACACGUCCUAGGGAUCGGGAGAGGGUGCUGCAGCUGCUGCAGAGGCUUCUGCAGGAGAACCAACAGUUCCGCUACAACAAUAUGCAGCUUAGCGACCUGCUGCACAAGCAGGAUGCCCACAUAUCCGAUCUGACAGAACAGCUGCAGCGGUAUCGCAGGCAGCUCGAGGAUCUCGACUGCAAAGUGGAGCUGAGGCGAGUGGUGCCAUUCAAGCAGCAGACGCAACUGCUGGAGGACCAGGUGGACGAAGGCGAAGGCGAGCAGGACGAGGAUUUGGAGGAGGAGCAGGAGGAGGAGGAGGACCGGGCCAAUAACAAUAACCAGCAGGAGCAGCAGCAGCAGCUGAUGAAGCCGCAAGCGAAUGGCCUCCGAAAGAGUCCCACGCCCCUCAAUUGCUGCGGAGCAGAACCCAAAGAGGAUACUGAGGCCGAGCCGGAGGAACCUGCCACCAAAAGAGCAAAGAUGCAGCCAGCUGAAAUGGCGCCCUCCCAACAUAAUGGAGAUACCAAGAUGAAUGGCAGUGCCAAGAGUCCUGUUCCCAGUCAAUCCGCCUCUAGCGACGAGGAGGACAUGGAGGAGGAGGAAGAGGAUGAAGAUCCCGACGAGGUGGUGCAGGCACCGCAUAGCAGUGCCCUUGUCACGCCGCCCACAGCCACCACGCCCAUUAGUCCCGAUUCGGCUGCAACUGCGGGACAGUUGUUCGACAGCAGCAACAGCAGCGACGAGUCAUCGAUGAAAAAGGCCCAAAUGUCGGCCUGCCAUGCCCUGGCCAAGAUGAACAACAACCACAAGGAUAAUCGGCCACAGGAUGAAGAGGACUCCUCUGACGAUGAAAUGCCAUUGCAACAGCGCCAGCAGCAGCAACAAAGACUACGCCAGCGAUCCUUCAGCAAAGAAGGAUUAUCAACAGGAUCUAGAUCUGCCUCUAUGUCAGAUGAAGACGAGGCAGUGCCUCAAACCACCAUCCUCCCAGCGACACCACCUGCCUCCGCACCUGCCACAGUUCAUACUCAUCCACCACCGAUGGCCACCAAGGCGAGCAAGAAGCAAACGCCUCCAUCCCUGGGAGCACUACCCAUCAUCACAGCUCCUGUCGGAACCGCCGCCACCACAACGAACUGCGAGUUACAAAUCAAAACUGAGAUUGCCUAGGCAACCCAUAUUUCCAUCCUCAGCCUCUACCCCAUGAAAGGAUAUAUAGCUUCCUCUCCCAGAAUAUAGCUCUUUCACGACACACACACACACACACACACA
Molecule: messenger RNA, 4677 nt
Organism: Drosophila obscura
Lineage: Eukaryota; Metazoa; Arthropoda; Insecta; Diptera; Drosophilidae
Gene: Snoo
Exons: 3
Coding region: 781-4575 (1264 amino acids)
Biological process (GO): negative regulation of BMP signaling pathway
Cellular component (GO): nucleus
Molecular function (GO): RNA polymerase II cis-regulatory region sequence-specific DNA binding; SMAD binding; DNA-binding transcription factor activity, RNA polymerase II-specific
Source: RefSeq, a predicted model, not a curated record